UUCUGUGAAAGUGAGACAUGGCCGACCAUCAAAAGCCAUAUGCACCUUGUAGAGACGUUCUAUCAGCGGUGUCUGAGGAGGAUUCUACACAUCAAGUUGUUCAUGAAGACAAGCAAUGAAACAGUUCUACAGCGUGAGGGUAUGUUGAAACCUUCAUCUCUUGCAACAGACUGUGGUAGUUUAGACAAGUGGCAAGUAUGCCUCAAGAACAGCUGCCCAAUAAAUUGCUGCAGUGGAAACCAGCACAUGGAAAAAGAUCCAGAGGUAGACCUCGAAAGUUUUGGCUCGACUGUGUUAAAGAAGGCCCCAACAUCAGAAACAUCAUCAUUUCAGCAGGAGAUGGGAAAAAGUGGCGGACAUUAGCCAGACUGAGAUAUGAGACAACGUAUACCAGAGGCCGGCCACUCGAAUGAUUGAGGAGACCGUUACAAGUACAACGAAGAACGUGGUCCGGAAAUUGAAGCAUCACGAACAGAAGUUGCUCAAGAAAGUGGAUUCAGUUCAGUGGAAUAGCGACAACAAAAUCAGAGAAGCAAAGGUGAUGCGGAAAUACCAUCUCCAGAACCAUGAAGACUACAUGAAGUACAACAGGAUGUGUGUGUACAUUAAGAACGUUGCAGCUCAGCUCAAGGACCUGGACUCAAAGUCUGAGUGUCGGACUGAAAGCAGCGAGGCUCUACUGCAGAAACUUUACAAUCUUGGUAUCAUAUCCACCGCUCAGAGUCUAUCUCUGUGUGAGAAAGUGAACGUUAGCAGCUUCUGCAGGAGACGCUUACCUGUCAUUCUUGUCAGACUGCGCAUGGCUCAGUCCGUAAAAGACGCAGUGGCGUAUGUAGAAGAAGGUAACAUCAGAGUUGGACCUAACCUGGUAACGGACCCUUGUCACCUGGUAACGAGGAACAUGGAGGACUUUAUCACGUGGGCAGACGGCAGCAAGAUAAAACGUCACGUGAUCGAAUACAGCGACGAACUGGAUGACUUUGAUUUGCUCAACUGCUAGAUCCCGCCGCACUGUACGAGGAAACUGCUGCUCUUGUUAAUUUUGCUCGCAGAGGGCUAAUUGUUUACAUUUUAUUUAUUUAAAUUGUGAUGGUAUUUUGGGUUGCAUCACGUAUUCACGCGUGUUUAAGUGUAAUACACUUUUUAAGGUAAGUUUUUUUACUUUUAUAACGGAAAUUUAGUAAAUUACUACGGUUAAUGAGUUAAUGGUCGCUGUUUCAAUUUCAUUGAACGGCAUUUUAAAGUGACUUUUAAAAGGUCACUAAAAAUGACAAUUUGCAAGUUUUUUGCAAGCGAUAUUUACUAUAGAAUUAAUAACUUGUUCUAGCAUCACAUCAAAACGUUGUUUGUACCGGGUGUAACUAUUUAAAAAUUUUUUUAUUUAAGAUCUCGAGUCUGUUGGAAAUAAAGUUCUAGCUUACCAACAGACUUUAGGGUGUGCGAAAACCUGGAAGCACAUUUAUUUGCCUAUUAUCAUGUUGUGACUGAUACUUAGUUUUUCACAUGUAGGCGUAUGAUUUUGGCAAACUUAGUUUGUUGUUCAUUUAUUAAUAGCUUUGAUUUUAUAACUUAAUAA
Messenger RNA from Bolinopsis microptera, 1576 nucleotides. Its product is annotated as U3 small nucleolar ribonucleoprotein protein IMP3-like. The record is from RefSeq and is a predicted model, not a curated record. NCBI's taxonomy places the organism in Eukaryota, Metazoa, Ctenophora, Tentaculata, Lobata, Bolinopsidae. Gene Ontology annotation, molecular function: snoRNA binding; rRNA binding; structural constituent of ribosome. Gene Ontology annotation, cellular component: small ribosomal subunit; Mpp10 complex; small-subunit processome. Bases 410 to 1000 code for a protein of 196 amino acids. The transcript has 5 exons. Gene Ontology annotation, biological process: ribosomal small subunit biogenesis; rRNA processing.